This is a messenger RNA of Balearica regulorum gibbericeps (East African grey crowned-crane), 1815 nucleotides long. It is a transcript of the gene HAUS3, whose product is annotated as HAUS augmin like complex subunit 3. Lineage: Eukaryota; Metazoa; Chordata; Aves; Gruiformes; Gruidae. Gene Ontology annotation, biological process: spindle assembly; microtubule organizing center organization. The record is from RefSeq and is a predicted model, not a curated record. Gene Ontology annotation, cellular component: mitotic spindle; microtubule organizing center; HAUS complex.
AUGAGCUGUGGAAAUGAUUUUGUGGAAACUCUUAAGAAAAUUGGAUAUCCAAAAGCUGAUGAGCUUAAUGGAGAAGAUUUUGACUGGCUGUUUGAGUUGUCGGAGGACAAAUCGUUUCUGGAGUGGUUUUGUGGAAAUGUAAAUGUGCAGAAUGUGGUAUCUAAAAACGAACUGCAAGAUUUUGAUAGUCUUCUUGAGUCUGGUAAGCCCAUUUUGGAAGGAAAUGCACUGGAUGAAGUCCUUAAAACAUUGAAGCUCACGGAUUCAAAGAACAGUAGCCAAGAGGAGGAGGAAGAUGAGGAGGAACUGAAGAGAUUAGAGGAUGAACUUCAAACUCUUCAGAAGUUAAAAGAACUUCAAAUUCAUCGGCAUAACAAGCUUCAAAUGAUGGUUUCUGCAAACAGCCGUAUGUUACAAACAUUAAAAAGCAGAGAGGAGGAAGCACAUAAAGAUUUGAAAGAAGGCCUGGAAGUGUUUACUGCAGCAAAUAAGAAGCUUAGUAAUGAACUGCUGUCUCUUACGGAUGCAGCUAAGAAACUGGCCUCUUUCUUCACUGCUUCAGAUUCAGAACAAGGAUCAAGUGCACCUCCGGUGUUUUUUUCCCAACUUUCUUUGGACAAGUAUUUGUCUCAGGAAGAACAAAGCACUGCAGCACUUAUCUCAUGCAUAAAAAAACAUUUUUAUCAAGGUAUGUCUGAAUGGGUUGAAAAAUCACAUGAAGACAGCUUUCAGCUUGUGGAUAUAAGCAAACAAGUCACUUAUGAUGAGACUAAUGAAGUUUGUGAAGAGAGUCAAGAGUUGGCCAGGCUCCACACAGCGUAUAUUUGUGCUCAACAUCAGCUAAUUCAGAUGCAAGUUAAAGAUGAGAUCAUGAAUUCAGCUAUAAAAUGUGCAGAGAGCAUCCUGCAGUCGUUGAACACGGGUAUUGGAAAACAGGAAAACCUUGUUGCCAAGAUAUCUCGUUUAAAUGAUGAAAUUUCAACAAUUAGACAAGAAAUAAUUCAGAUAAACAAAGAGCUGCUUCCCCUUCUGAAGGAGAAUGCAUGCCAUUUGAGUGCACCAGUGGUGAAAGUAUACUUGGAUUGUCAGAUUGCUCAACAGGACUAUCGUGCUUCAAGACAAGAUGAAAUAUGUAGGCAUUUGGUAAGACAGAAAGCAUCAUUUGAACUUAUUGAGCUAGCCUAUGAAAUGGAAUUGAAGAAACACAAGGAGGUCUGCUGUCAACUUGAGAAUUUAGUAGAAUCUCUGAAACAGAGCAGUAAUGAGUUGCAAGAGAGACUACGGGUGAUAUCUGAGCAAACUCAACAUGCCAAGCCAAGAAACACUAUUAGUUCAAAGGAUGGUUUCUCUUGCAGGCUAUAUCAGCUUCUGGAAGGAGAAAAUAAACAGCAAUUGUUUAAAACAUACAAAAACUUGGAGAAGAUGGCUCAGAAGUUAAAGCAGGACUGUGCUACAGUACAAGAUCAGCUAGCAGCAUCUUCUCAAGAACAGUCUCUCCUUUUGUCCAAGCUAAAAAGUGAUGUAGAUACCCUUCAUGAUGCUCUGUAUCGUGGAGGAAAUGAGAUACAACUCAGUAGUUGGGAACUUACUGAGCAGUUUCAUCAACUGGAAGUUGAUUUAAAUAAAUUAAAUCAACUCCUUAUGGAUCUGAUUGCUGAUGUGAAGUCAAAGAGAAACUUUUUAGAGUCGAAUAAGCUGCAUCAGAUGGAAAGAAACUUGUAUGUGUAUUUUUUCAAAGACGAAGACCGCUUGAAAGAGAUGGUGGAGAAGCUUGAGCAGCAGUCUAAGGCUAAAGCCGGUGGUCUGGAAGAUUAG